This is a messenger RNA of Periconia digitata, 3531 nucleotides long. Lineage: Eukaryota; Fungi; Ascomycota; Dothideomycetes; Pleosporales; Periconiaceae. The record is from the annotation of a GenBank genome assembly.
UUCGCCAUGAGCCUCGAAGAGACUGUUGCUGCUGUGCACAGCAAGAUCAACAGGGAGAAGGCCCUAAUCAAUGCCGCCAAUGCCAUGCGCCAGUCGACAAACAAUCCCGCCGUUCUCUCACGACUCGAUGGCCAGAUCCGCGAUGGCCGCCGCAACAUUGAGUACUUCGAGUCCAAACUGCGCGACAUUGCCAUGCAGCAAACACAGUCCAGCAUGGACAACAUGAGCCUGCAGCCCGGCAACAAGGCCAACAACCCUCUCACCCCUCCCCCCAAGGAUGGUUGGGAUCCCUACGCUGGCCCGGAUCAAGGUGGUUAUGGAGACCCUCAGGCAGGCCAUGGUAACCCGAGCGGUGGUCGAGGCCUGAUGCCCCCGCGAGCCCCGUUUGCACCCCCAGGCCCGGGCGAUAAACAAGCAAAACGUGCAAAUUACAGCAAACUCGAUUUGAUCAAAGAUAAUACCCCGCAUCUCGGACCCCGCAUCCAGCUUAUGCUGUCGCAGCUCGAAUUCAAGCUCAGUGUGGAGAAGCAAUACAAGGAUGGAAUCGAGAAGAUGGUCCGCCUAUACCAAAUGGAGGGUGAUCGCAAGAGCAAGGCAGACGCCGAGGCUAAGCGCAUCGAGAGUAACCAAAAGAUCCAGCUCCUUAAGCAGUCAUUGAAGCGCUACGAGGACCUCCACGUGGAUAUUGAUACCUCGGACGACCGCGAUGAUGAUAGUUUGAGCGUGCCAAGCCAAAGGAAACCUCUCAGUGGUCACUUGUCCUUGCGUGUCCACGCCGUGGCCGAUGUCGACCAUGCUGCGACAGGCCGAUUCAGUCGAGGUCCCGAGACCUUUGUUAAUAUUAAAGUGGAAGACAGCAUCAAAGGACGCACUAAGCCUACCAGGAACGACCGAUGGCUCGACGAGAUCCACGAAUUUGACAUUGACAAGGCAAACGAGAUUGAGAUCACCGUCUAUGACAAGACCAACGAUAAUCCACUUCCAAUAGGCAUGUUCUGGGUCCGGAUCUCGGAUAUCGCCGAAGAAAUGCGUCGUAAAAAAGUCGAAAGCGAGCUUCAGAAUUCUGGUUGGGUCUCAGCUGAUAGAAUGGGUGGUGACGGCGGACCACAGCCCGACAUCCAAUUCCAACCACCUCCAGGCCAGAAUUUUGCAGCCAGCGCCAGCGGCCCUGGUGGAGGUAUGAGACCUCCUGGUCCCGGUGGCAUGGGAGCCGCGCAGCCACAAUCAGGGCCCGUCUUCAUUGACGAUUGGUUUUCUCUGGAGCCUGUUGGGCGUAUACAUUUGACAAUGGCAUUCGUCAAACAUGCCAGGAACAAGCAGCCCUUUGACGCCGGUCUUGGGCGAAAAGGCGCCAUCCGCCAGCGCAAGGAGGAGAUCGUGGAGCAGUAUGGACACAAGUUCAUGCAGCAACAGUUCUACAACAUCAUGCGUUGUGCUCUCUGUGGAGAGUUUCUCAAGUACGCCGCUGGUAUGCAGUGCUCAGACUGCAAGUACACAUGUCAUAAGAAGUGCUAUCCCAAGGUGGUUACCAAGUGCAUCACGCAGUCCAACGCAGAGACGGAUCCGGACGAAGCCAAGCUGAACCAUCGCAUCCCUCAUCGUUUCACCAACUACAACAACAUGGGUGCCAACUGGUGCUGCCACUGUGGUUAUAUACUGCCACUUGGUCGUAAACAGAGCCAAAAAUGUGCAGAAUGUGGCUUGUUCUGCCACGCUGGAUGUGUUCACUUUGUCCCCGACUUCUGCGGCAUGUCGAUGGAGACUGCUAAUCAUAUUCUGAUGGAGAUCAAGAAAACCAACAGAGGAAAAUCGGCUUCUGGUCCCAGCAUGACUGAAGCUACGCUUAGGAAGCCAAAAGGACCAUCCAAACCCUCUUCCACUGCUCCAUCAGGAUCCUCCUCAUACCCGGCGUCGGCGAGCUCAGGUGCACCUAGCCAGCCUGAGCUGUACUCCCAACACUCUUCGAACCCGACUCCUACUUCACCGACUUCUCAACGACCCCCCUCCGGUCCGCGCGCGCAGUCACACCAGAACCCAUCUGGAGCAGCAGCAGGAGCAGCAGGAGCGGCGGCAGCGGCGGCCAUGAAGGCUACGUCUCCCGGGUACAACCGUUCACAGAGCGACUACCCUCCUUCAGGGCAGCAACGCACAUCGGGCAGUGGUUACCCUCAAGACCAGCGUGUACCCCAACAGCAGCAGGCACCCCCACAAGUGGGUUAUAAUCCCCAAGACUACGCGAACAUCCCCACGCACCCUCACCAGGCUCAGCAGAGCCCUUACCACCAGCAGCAGCCGCCAAGCAAAUCUUACCCCCUUCCUCAGAUUCCGGCCACAUCCCCAACACAACCACAACAUCAGCCGCAGGCACAGGCACAGCCUCAACCUCCACCGCAUCAGGCCGAGAUGAAGCAGCAGCAGCCACCCCCGUCACAGUCACAGGCCCCAGCGCCUACAUCUGCUUUGACAAAGGCGCCAGCGGAUAAGGUAACCCCUUCAGCCAACACCCAAGGGACCGGAAGGAGGAUCGGCUUGGACCAUUUCAAUUUCCUUGCCGUACUAGGCAAAGGUAAUUUCGGUAAGGUCAUGUUGGCUGAAACGAAAAGCUCCAAGCAGCUUUAUGCGAUCAAGGUGUUGAAGAAGGAGUUCAUCAUCGAAAAUGAUGAAGUGGAGAGCACUCGGUCCGAGAAGCGGGUGUUCCUGAUCGCCAACAAGGAACGCCACCCCUUCCUGCUCAAUCUCCAUGCUUGUUUCCAGACGGAAACCAGAGUGUACUUCGUCAUGGAAUACAUCAGUGGUGGAGACUUGAUGUUGCACAUUCAGCGAGGCCAGUUCGGGACUAAACGAGCCCAAUUUUAUGCCGCGGAGGUGUGCCUUGCGUUAAAGUAUUUCCAUGAGAACGGCGUCAUCUACCGAGAUUUGAAACUUGACAACAUUCUCCUUACACUGGACGGACAUAUCAAGAUUGCUGAUUACGGUUUGUGCAAAGAGGAGAUGUGGUAUGGUUCGACUACAAGCACUUUCUGUGGUACUCCUGAAUUCAUGGCCCCAGAGAUUCUUCUCGACAAGAAGUACGGUCGAGCGGUAGAUUGGUGGGCUUUUGGUGUUUUGAUUUACCAGAUGCUGCUGCAGCAAUCGCCAUUCCGUGGAGAAGACGAAGACGAGAUUUACGAUGCCAUCCUCGCUGAUGAGCCCUUGUACCCGAUUCACAUGCCUCGAGAUAGCGUCUCUAUCCUCCAGAAACUUCUUACGCGCGAGCCCGAGCUGCGAUUGGGAUCUGGACCUACCGACGCGCAGGAAAUCAUGAGUCACGCCUUCUUCAGGAACAUCAACUGGGACGACGUCUACCACAAGAGGAUUCCGGCGCCCUUCAUUCCGCAGAUCACGAGCGCAACGGAUACCAGCAAUUUCGAUACCGAGUUCACAAGCGUCACACCCGUCUUGACCCCUGUACAGUCUGUUCUUUCGCAAGCUAUGCAAGAAGAGUUCCGCGGUUUCUCCUACUCGGCCGAUUUCGCAUGAAGAAAAUUCGAA